UCCUCUGCUGCUGCGCAUGCGCACUGACAGGAACCGUUAGCAGCGCAGCGGAGCCGCGUGAGGAGAAACAGAAGAAGGAAACUAAAGAUAAGAAUAAAGUAAUAAAGUAAUAAAGGCGAUAAAAGUGAGACUAAAGAGAAGAGAGUGAGACGGAAGAGGGAUGAACGAGCUGGAGCGUCCAAAAGACGAGGAGGACCAGGAAGAGUCAGAGUGUCACCAUGACAACAGUGACGGGACCAACAACAACAACAACAACAACCGUCGCAAGACGGUGUGUCCAGGUGUAGGUGAACACCCCCUCCAGUACAACUACACCUUCUGGUACAGCAGAAGAACUCCGAGUCGUCCUGCGAGUUCUCAGAGUUACGAACAAAACAUCCGACAGAUCGGCACCGUGGCAUCGGUGGAGCAGUUCUGGAGGUUUUACAGUCACCUGGUCAGACCAGGUGAUCUGAGUGGACACAGUGACUUCCACCUGUUCAAGGAGGGAAUCAAACCCAUGUGGGAGGAUGAGUCUAACCGCAGUGGGGGGAAGUGGAUCAUUCGUCUUCGUAAAGGUUUGGCCAGUCGAUUCUGGGAGAACAUUGUACUGGCCAUGUUGGGGGAGCAGUUCAUGGUGGGAGAGGAGAUCUGUGGAGCCGUGGUCUCUAUACGCUUCCAGGAGGACAUCUUGUCGAUCUGGAACAGAACGUCCAACGACCAAACGACGACAUCCAGAAUCAGAGACACUUUAAGACGAGUCCUGAACCUUCCAACCAACACCAUCAUGGAGUACAAGACCCACAACGACAGCCUCAGGGACAACUCGAGCUUCAGGAACACAAAGAUUUCCCUCUGAAGACAAACAGCUGACCGUCGUCCUGUCCAAUCAGGACGCAGAUCACCAUCGUUACACUCUGCUCUGUCAUUGGCCAGUGGAGGGAGUGUGUGUGUGUGUGUGUGUGUGUGUGUGUGUGUGUGUGUGUGUGUGUGUGUUGAUGUGGACCAAUAAACUGACUGAACUUGA
This is a messenger RNA of Siniperca chuatsi (mandarin fish), 1006 nucleotides long. RefSeq names its product eukaryotic translation initiation factor 4E family member 2 related sequence 1 (gene eif4e2rs1). Gene Ontology annotation, molecular function: translation initiation factor activity; RNA 7-methylguanosine cap binding. The record is from RefSeq and is a predicted model, not a curated record. NCBI's taxonomy places the organism in Eukaryota, Metazoa, Chordata, Actinopteri, Centrarchiformes, Sinipercidae. Gene Ontology annotation, biological process: translational initiation. Gene Ontology annotation, cellular component: eukaryotic translation initiation factor 4F complex; cytoplasm. Bases 161 to 838 code for a protein of 225 amino acids. The transcript is spliced from 7 exons.